Cylindrotheca closterium is the source of this 1461-nucleotide messenger RNA. Lineage: Eukaryota; Bacillariophyta; Bacillariophyceae; Bacillariales; Bacillariaceae. The record is from the annotation of a GenBank genome assembly.
AUGUUUGGAGCAGAGGAUGGUCAAGAAUUAAAGGAACGACAGUCCAUGGAGCAUGGAAUGGAUGUGAAAGAACUAGCUGUAAGUCAUGGAUACAACUACGAAUACGGGGAUGUGCCUGAUGGAGAUGAUUAUGACGGAUCCACACUGCUUCACGAAAAUUCUCUAAAGAAAUCACAGUCCAUGGAUGCUACGACCGCCUUUACAACCAAAUCCGGAGAGCGAAUCCCGCAUAUUUAUGUUGUUGGAAAGACGUUUCAUCCAACUCUAGAGUUUCAAUUGAGAAAAGACUUUCAAGCUUCACUAUAUUGGUUCACCUAUCGAUCCAAUUUCCCAGAGAUCAAGCCAUAUGGAAUCACAUCAGAUGCUGGCUGGGGUUGCAUGCUGAGAUCAGCACAGAUGCUCUUGGCACAUACAUUGCGUGUGCAUUUCAAAUCAAGAAACUGGAAGCCUCCAAAAUCUUUGGAAAAAUGUCGCACAGAUCCCUUCAUUGUACGGUUGCUAACGUGGUUUGCCGAUUUCUCAUCAAAGAAUGAGUCCGUGUACUCUUUGCAUAACAUGGUUGCCGCUGGAUUUGCAAAGUAUGAAACACUUCCUGGAGAAUGGUAUGGUCCAGGGACGGCCUGUCAUGUUCUUCGUGAUUUGGUGACAUUGCACAAUCAAUAUCAGCCGUCAUUGUUUCGGGUCUACGUGGCCUCGGAAGGCACCGUCUACCGAGACGCAGUUACAUCACUCAUGACCACGGAGUCGAAGAAACGAGCAGAAGAAAGGAAAAGAAAGGAACAAAGCUCUGUGAAACCACCUCCAACCCCAUUACAUCCAUUGGAUACUUCCGUGCCACCUCCGCCGGUCGACGAUGAUGAGCAACUCGAAUGGGACACUGCUCUGCUCAUAUUGAUUCCAUUGCGUUUGGGACUCAACAAUUUCAAUGAAACUCAUCGAGAGAUAUUGGCUAGAACGUUUUGGCUGCCACAAUCUGUGGGUGUAUUGGGCGGAAGGCCGAGGGCCGCAAGAUGGUUCUUUGGGGCGUAUGCGGAUGGUACAUCGGUCUUGGGAUUGGAUCCCCACACGGUUCAGACGGCACCGCAGCGUACUUCCGACUACGACGAGGCGGAAGCAGCAAAGGAUAACGAUGGGACUUACACAGCGAUUGAUUUGUCCGUGGACUACAUGCAGUCAGUUCAUACAAGCUAUCCCGAAGUUUAUCCCAUCAAUCGAAUGGAUCCUUCCAUCGCUCUUGGAUUUUACUGUCGCGACAAGAAAGAGUUUGCUGAAUUUGAGUUUGCCGUUAAGCAGCUGAAAACAAAAUUAUCUUGUCCGGAUCUAUUCACCAUUGUCGAGAAGACACCAAACUACUCGACUGCUGCCGUGGGCAGCAUGCUGGACGGAGACUUGGAUUUGGGAGAUAACAUGCCCGACGAUGAUGGUGGAGACUUUGACGAUGACGAGUAUGUGCUGCUAUAG